Molecule: messenger RNA, 3779 nt
Organism: Rhinolophus ferrumequinum (greater horseshoe bat)
Lineage: Eukaryota; Metazoa; Chordata; Mammalia; Chiroptera; Rhinolophidae
Gene: TC2N
Product: tandem C2 domains, nuclear
Exons: 12
Coding region: 228-1700 (490 amino acids)
Cellular component (GO): nucleus
Source: RefSeq, a predicted model, not a curated record
GCGCUGCCGAGCGAGGUGACUGCAUUCCCGCGGGCUGAGACGGCUCAGCGCGCACUGCUUGGAGCAGGUAACCCGCCGCGGCCGCGCGGCGCCGCCUCAGCGCCGAGUGUGGCAGGGGCGCCCCUGGCCUGCGCGUGGAGCUCCAGCGGAGUGGGGAGCCGGCGGGCUCAGAUUAAUAUUAAAAUUGGAAGCUUACAUAUUUUGCUGGAUAUUGGAAAUUGAAUAUAAUGGCAACAGAGUUCAUAAAGAGUUGCUGUAGAGGAUGUUUCUAUGGUGAAACAGAGAAGCACGGCUUUUCCGUGGAAAAAGACUUUAAAACAGCAGUCUCAAAUAGCCAAAAUACAACUGUCUGUAUAGCUCCACUGACUUCUGUUUCUGUAAAGCCUCAGCUGGGCUGUACUGAAGAUUAUUUACUUUCCAAAUUACCGUCUGAUGGCAAAGAAGUACCAUUUGUGGUGCCCAGGUUUAAGUUAUCUUAUAUUCAGCCCAGUACACAAGGAACUCUUUCACAUCUGGAAGAACUUGAAGGAUCUGCCAGAGCAUCUUUUGGAGACCGAAAGGUAGAACUUUCCAGUUCUUCCCAUCAUGGAUCCAACUAUGAUGUAUAUAACCCAUUUUAUAUGUAUCAGCACAUUUCACCAGAUUUGAGUCGGCGCUUUCCUCCUUGUUCCGAAGAGAUGAGAUUAUAUGGAUCAGUCUGUGAUUUAAGGACCAACAAACUCCCUGGUUCUCCUGGGCUAAGCAAGUCUAUGCUUGAUCUUACAAGUUCUUCUCAGCGGUUCAUCCAGAGACAUGAUUCAUUGUCCAGUGUUCCCAGUAGUUCUUCGUCGAGGAAGAAUUCUCAGGGGAGUAACAGAAGCCUGGAUACUAUCACUCUGUCAGGAGAUGAAAGAGAUUUGGGGAGAUUGAAUGUGAAAGUGUUUUAUAAUUCUUCAGUAGAGCAGAUCUGGAUCACAGUUUUACAGUGCAGAGAUUUAAGUUGGCCCUCUAGCUGUGGAGACACUCCUACUAUUUCUGUGAAAGGGAUGCUAACAUUGCCCAAACCAGUGCAUUUCAAAUCUUCAGCCAAGGAGGGCUCCAAUAAUUUUGAAUUUAUGGAAACCUUCGUAUUUGCCAUUAAACUCCAAAGUCUACAAACUGCAAGGCUCAUAUUUAAGAUUCAAACGCAGACUCCCAGGAAGAAGACCAUUGGCGAAUGCUCUCUAUCACUCAGAACUCUUAGCACACAGGAAAUGGAUUACUCUUUGGAUAUAACACCACCUUCAAAAAUUUCUGUUUGCCAUGCAGAACUUGAACUGGGGACGUGUUUUCAAGCUGUCAACAGCAGGAUUCAGUUACAAAUUCUUGAGGCACAGUACCUUCCAAGCUCAUCAACACCUCUGACUUUAAGUUUUUUUGUGAAGGUGGCAAUGUUUAGCUCAGGAGAGUUGAUUUAUAAGAAGAAGACACGCUUGCUGAAGGCCUCCAAUGGAAGAGUAAAGUGGGGAGAGACUAUGAUUUUUCCACUUAUACAGAAUGAAACAGACAUUAUUUUUCUCAUUAAGCUUUAUAGUCGAAGCUCUGUAAGAAGAAGGCACUUUGUGGGGCAGAUCUGGAUAAGUGAAGACAGCAGUAAUAUUGAAGCAGUGAACCAGUGGAGAGAGACAGUUACAAAUCCAGAAAAGGUUGUGAUCCAGUGGCACAAACUAAAUCCAUCUUGAAGAUUUCACAUAUUAAUUUGCUGAAGAACUUGACAUUCUUUUAGAAGACUUAGGAUUUUUAAUUUGCUACCAGUGAGAAGAGACAAAUCAGUAGAUAUGUCAACUCAUUUGUGGACAUCAUAAUUCUAAGUAUAUGACAGAUCUGAUAGAAAUUAAACUUGAUAUGAAUUAUGUCAGAUAUCCAAAAUAAAAAAAAAUGUUUUAAAACUGUGCCAAAAUAGUCAAUGAAACAAAAGGGUAGUAUUACUAGGGCAAUUAAAUAAAUUAUAAAAUCAGUGAGAAUAUCAACUGUGGAUAAUUAUUGCCACAUUAUGUUUAUGGGGUUUUUUAAAGCUUUACCUAGCUAUUCAAAAUCUAGUACUGUUAGACAUUUAGAAAACUUUAACACUGACUAUUUCAGUGCUAGUCGUCAUUGAUUGUAUCUUGACUUCAAUGUUUAUGUCUCGCUACAUAUUUUCUCAGAAAGCAAAAAUGAAUUGAACUACUUCAACUUCAAUAUUUGGGGAAAAUUUAUGCCCUGUGUUUAUCAUUUCUUACCCAUAAGGUAGCAUACUUUGUAAGCUAUUGAUCUCCAAGAAACCUCAGAUAUAGAAAACUACAUUUUGGCAAGAAUAAUGAAAACACCAGAGAUUGAAGUUUAAUUGGAAAUUCAGUAUCACACAUUUUGCUAUGUGUUUUUCCUCCCUCAAAUAUUUUACUCGUGGUUUUAUUUGAAGUUGAAAUAAGAUUAUCAUGUAUAUGGCCCAUCCUAAUGAGCAGAAUUAAAUGAGCUUACGUAGCAAAUUUGAUAUUUUGUGAUAAUCACUUCCUUGUUUUUAGUUUUUUAAAAUAUAGAUUACUUGUUCUGUAAUUCACAAUGUUAGAGUAUUUUCCUAUUUAAAAAAAUCACCAUACCUGAUCAAACUUUGUAGCAAAUAAACAUGUCCUAUUGCAGUUUCUCUCAGGUACUCGGUAGAACUCAGUGUGUGGGGAUAAUUGCAGUUUAGUUGGCCAUACAAGCUAUGGCCAUCAAGAACAGCUGUUUGAAGAAAUAAAUAAGACCAUCCUUGAUCUUGGAAAAUUUGACUUUAUUUUUGCUAGUGAAUAGACCGAGUACUCUGUAUUCAUGGUCUUCCAUUUUUAUUUCUCUCUUAGCUUAUCUCAUACAUGCCAAGAAAUAGAUGGUGAUAUUUUAGGCCAGAAGUGUACUUUGCUAUAUCGUAAGCAUGCCCUCUUCAUUCUGGUUAUAUUCUGUGUAUCUUAUAAAGAUUUUCCCAAAUAUACACCGAAUCCCCCUUUUCCUAGGUAUUACCUCCUCAAGCUAUACGGGCCCUUUGCUUUUACUACCUAGCAUUAUGGUACACUGGUGGUGGUGACAGUUACUGUCUGCAUUUUGAAAUAAAUUUUUUUUUUUUGAUUUGUGAAAAAAUGGGAUAUUGAUCAGUACUCACAUGGCCUUUUAAAAGAAAUCACCCUGUGGGGGGUAGUCUUUUGAAUCUUUGAGACAACUGGCAACUAUUUAAAAAAAUUUUUUUAAUAGACUUUAAUUUUUAGAGCACUUUUAGGUUCACAGCCAAAUUGAGUGGAAGGUACAGAAAAUUCCCGUGUAACUCCUGCCCCAAAUAGGUACAGCCUGCCCCGUGUCAGCGUCUCACACCAGAGCGGUAUGUUUGUUCAGAUCAAUGAACCUACGUUGACGCAUUAUCACUCAAAGUCCAUAGUUUAUAUAAGGGUCACUCUUGGCAUUGUACAGUCUAUGAAUUUGGACAAAUGCAUAAUGACAUGUAUUCACCAGUAUAGUAUCAUACACAGUAGUUUCACUGCCCUAAAAAUCCUCUGCAAAUGCAACUAUUUUGAUAGGCACACAACGAAGAGUAUUAGCUUUUAGAUAAUAAAUAGCAGACUAUUGUUUUAAGAAAUCUAGAAUUUUAUUUGGGCAGUUUUUAUGUUCUAUUAAUGCUUUCAAUUCCUACAUUUAUGAUAUGUAGUCAUGUGUUUAAUUCAGUUUUUAAGUAUUUAAUUUUUAAUAUUUUUCCAAUAUGUGUAUAAUGUAUCAUUUGAGGGAAACCUAUGACUUCAUGGUUUCUUGUAUGUUUUAGA